This is a messenger RNA of Scylla paramamosain (green mud crab), 2094 nucleotides long. RefSeq names its product monocarboxylate transporter 12-like. Gene Ontology annotation, biological process: transmembrane transport. The record is from RefSeq and is a predicted model, not a curated record. Gene Ontology annotation, cellular component: membrane. NCBI's taxonomy places the organism in Eukaryota, Metazoa, Arthropoda, Malacostraca, Decapoda, Portunidae. Gene Ontology annotation, molecular function: monocarboxylic acid transmembrane transporter activity. Bases 1 to 1581 code for a protein of 526 amino acids. The transcript is spliced from 5 exons.
AUGAAGUGGACGCUGAGGCGAGGUGGGGAAGGAGACAGGAACACCACAGAUAAAGAUAAAACUGGUGCCCUGAAAGAUGGAGGAGGGAAGCUACCUUAUCUGUACACUGAAGAAGGCAAGGAUCAUAAGGAGGGUGAGGAAGAGGACGAGGCUCCGGACGGUGGCUGGGGCUGGGUGGUCGCCUUCGGGUGCUUCAUGGUCUGGGCAAUCUUAGGGUCAGCGAGUGCAAUAUUCGGCGUGCUAUUUGCUGAAUUCCUGACGGAGACCCGCACGUCCUCCACGGUCACUGCCUGGAUCCACAACCUUGCUUUCGUCCUCUCCUGCUACUGUACCUUCCUUCUCGACCCGCUGGUGGAGGAGUACGGCUGGCGACAGGUCACUAUGGUUAUGGGGCUGAUGAGAAGCGCAGGGCUGGCCGUCUCUGCCUUCGCUCCUAAUGCAUACUUCUUGUUCUUCUCCUACACGAUCUUUGCGGGCAUCCCCAUCGACGUCCUGUACAGCCUAUCCUUCAGCGUCAUCCCGCAUUACUUCACCAGACGCCGCACCAUCGCCAACACCUUUAUGUCCAUGGGCUCCUCCGUCAGCAUGUUGGCUUUUCCUCUCUUCGUCACGUUCCUGCAAAAUAACAUUGGCUUCAAGGCGGCAAUCAUCAUCACAGCUGCCUUGAACCUGAAUCUGUGUGUGGCAGCUAUGGUAUUUCAUCCCGUGGAGUGGCAUAGUAAGAAACGUCAAUGUCAACCAAAUAUUGAUAACAUGAAAACAAAUACAGGCUCUCCUAGUCAAAAAAACGAUAAAAACGACGCAAAAAAGAUGAAAGCACAAGUUGAUGCUCCAGUUAAAGAAGAAAAACGAAGAGGAAUAUUUUCUAAUGUGUUGAAAUCGUUUACAAGAGUAGGGGACAUAGCUAAAACUAAUUUAAAGCUUAUGAAGUGUCCUAGAGUAGUUAUCGUCAGCCUAGUCGCUUCUAUAAAUCUACUGGGACUCUCAAACUUCGAUUACCUGGUGCCCUUUGCGAUCCAGGCAGCGGGACAUAGCUUGAACCAGGCUGGACUGUGUUUCACCCUCGCUGGCGUGUGUUUGCUCAUUACCAGGCUCCUGCACCCAUUCCUGGUGACCUGCAUGACUCACAAAGCUAUUAUCGUAUGUGGAUCCACCCUCCUCGCCACCUCUGUUGUUGUGUUUGCGUGGGCUGACGACCUCCUGGUGAAGGCUGCAAUGAUGGGAGCCUUUGGCAGCGGGACGGGGCUGGUGUUUGCUUCCUACAACCUCGUCAUGGUGGAGGUGCUGGGCCUGGCCAUGCUUCAGCCUACGCUCAGCAUUACGGGGCUCUUCAAUGGGGCUUUGUUCCUUGUUAUUGGCCCCUUCAUAGGUCUGGUUCGGGACUUGAGUGGGAGCUACAAGGUGGGGAUGAGUGUAUUAAGCGUCCUCCUCUACACCAGCGUCCUUCUGUGGGUCUUCCUGCCUGCCGCUGUCACCGAACAACGCAGUGAGGAAAGAAAUAACCAGCAGCAGUCACCACCGACACCUUCUCCUAAGUCCCUCGAUGAGAAAAGACCUUUGUUGUUUCGCCGGCUGCACUAAUUAGUGAUUUACUCUUAAGUGGAGCUGGUGAAUAUGUUAGAUCUCCUCAGGACACGAAAAGGUUAAAGAAGUUAUUACUAAAUCUCUCAUACCUACUUGACUCGAUGAAAUAACAUUGUAACUUCGACUUUUUUUGCUUUAUUUCCCUCGAAUUGUCUUAGAGUAGUGAAUGUGUUACACACUUCAAGUGAUUAUUUGCAUAUGAGUACAUUAUAAGUCCCUCCAGGAUACUUGGCUCAAUAGUUUGCCAUGAGCUGGUGAGAGUUGGCCACCACCUGAAUGUUUACUGAGUUAUAUUGCUUUUGUUAACAUAUAUUGCCUCAUCUAACAGCGAGGCUUUGAUGUGAGUGCAAUCAAUUACACGGAUCAACUUUGGAAAAUUACACGAUCUACUAAAUUUCUGCCUUGUUUCUGCCGAUGCUAUACGUUGUUCAAAAUUACUUCUUAUUUUGCAUAUAAUUAGAAGCAUGAAAUUCCAAUGUAAGAUAAUAAUAAAUUAAAAUCAAAUAUUCA